GGGAGCCCAAGAGCCGCUGUCCUCGCUAGUUUGCAUCGGUGACCCAGGCAACAACAAGCCGCAAAGGCGCAUCAAGCCGAGGAGGGCGAGCGAGGAGACCCCCGAGGCAGAAGAUGCCGCGCUGCGCUCGCUGGCCGGGGCGACGCUCCGCUUCUCCCAAGGGCCAGCAGUAGCCCCUUUCAAAGAGCCACGGGAGAAGCCGCGACUGGGCUGCUUCCUCCUCUGCCUCCGUCUCCCUCGAAGGAAGAAGCAGCUCAAGGGCCGCGAUGGCGGUGCAAGCGGCGACCCUCAACCCUCACCACCACCAUUUCAUCCCCUUUUGCUUCCCGGCGGCGGCGGCGGGGCUUGGCGACUUCGUGGACCUGGAGAAGGGCUACGAGGACGGGGGGUCCCUUCUGCUAGGAGGCGGCGGCGGCGGAGGAGGCGGCGGCGGCGACCCCGGGGAUUUCAAGGAAGCCACCCGAGACCUGCUGAGCUUUAUCGACUCGGCGUCCAGCAACAUCAAGCUGGCGCUGGACAAGCCGGUGAAAUCCAAGCGGAAAGUCAACCACCGGAAAUACCUGCAGAAGCAGAUCAAGCGCUGCACCGGCAUGAUCGGGGCCGGCGGAGGGGCAGUGCCCGCCACUGCCGCGCCCGGAGGCCAGGAGGCGCCCAACGCGAGUCAUCCCCUUCAGACGAAUCCUAGCAAGCGGACUUCGGCGGCGGCGGCGGCAGCAGUAGCAACGCCGGCCGGCGGCGCUCCGGCGUCCGCGUCGCCCCCCAGCGUCCUCCCGGCGCACUGCAAGCCGCCGGCCAAGCGCGAAGCCAGCACGCUACAGAGCAAGAGCUUAGCGGCCCUCUUCGACUCCCUGCGGCCGUCGUCCGGCUUCGAUCCCGUGGCGGGCGUCCCCGUCGGGGCGGCCGGGCAGGACGCGGGCCCGGGCCCCUCUGCUGCCGGGGGCGGCGGCGCUGGGGGCGCCAAGAAGGUGCCGCUGAGGCACCGCAACUUGCCCCCGUCCUUCUUCACCGAGCCGGCCCCUAGUCGCGGCGUCGCCGGUGCAGCAGCAGCGCCGAGCACCGGCCUGAAGGAGCCCGGAGGGUCCGGCCCGGAGGAGCUCUUCGAUCUGCUGGCCGCUCCCGAUUACAGCACCCUGCUCCCGCAGCAGCAAGACCCGCCCGCUUUCCAGAGCAGCCGCCUGCAGGCUUCGGAUCUGGGCUUGGAACCGGCCCUCUACGAGCCCCUCCACCCGCUGCCCCACUUGCUGUACCCCGAGCCCCCCUUGCGCUCCCUCCCGGCCCUCUACCCCGGCGUCUCGGAGCCCGCGGCCGCGGCGGCGGAGAACAGCCCGGGGGCGGCUCACUUGGCGGCGGCCUUCGCGCCUUUCUUCCCCGACUGCCCCCUCCCGCCUCCGCCUGCGAUGGCCUGUGACUAUGCCCCGGGGUACAGCCGCGGGGUGCCUUAUUCCAGCCUUUAGGGCGGCAGCGGGGGGAGGAGGUGGGGUUGCGUUUUGGAGGGGGGUGGAUAGAAGCGGCAGAUCCCACAUGGGAGCGGGUGGCAGUUUGGGAGGGGUCCGCCCUGGCCCUUGCAGUUCAGUGGGCCCCUAAAAUGCAGCGAAUAGGGGAGUGUGUGCCUGUGCAAGGGAGCGCUAGAGAGAAGGACGCUGGAAGGAUCAUGGCCAUCGGGAUGCCCCGAUUCCCCCUCGGAGGCCAUUGGAGACCCCUAGGGCAUCUCAACAGCACAGACUGGUGGGCUCACACUCAUUUCUACUCAGGGGCGCUUUCCAGAUUAAACCCUACAGCAGGGGUAAAAUGCUUCGGCCCAGAAUCUCAGUCUCAAACUUCUACAAGGGGAAAAUACAGUGGCUUUUUUGCGACGUACCUGCAACGUUGUAGCACGAUAUAAUGCAAAGAUAAAAUCGGAAAGAAGACCUCAGGAAUGUGAACGGCAUCUUGCUGUCAGCGCUGGGUUUGCGGUGUCCCAACACAGGAAGUACGGAGGCACACUUAGCAGAUCCGUAGUAGUGACACUGCUGUAGGUUUUAAUCUGGAAAGCGCCUUGGAGAGGGCCUUCUGCCGUUCGGUGAAGGAGGCUAGAGGUCACGGUGAGGCUCCUUAGCUCCCUUAUUAAACAAUUCCCAGGGUUUCUGGGGAGCAACCAUCACACUCACAUGAGCGUGCAACCAGCAUAAGGUUGUUCUGUCUGUUCCUAACCUCCCAAGUGUCCAAAUAACCAUAGAAAUGCAUGAAAUCAAGGAUGAUUGCUGUCUUAUAGAAUGACCUUUAGGGACCUAUUGGCAUGGAAGAAUAACUGGGGGGGGGGGGCUGGGGUGGUGGGUUUGUGACAUUUAACCAACUUGGUGCCAUAUAGAUUGGUUUCUAUUUUGUCAUUUUCUCUGGAAAACCAACACAGAAGAGAACAGAGCUUAAUUAUUGGUGCAGUUCUAAAUGAAAAGGUGCUUCGAUCCCGCUUCUUCUUGUCUACACGUAUUGGCUUUAGAUCCUGAUGAGAAGCUCACUUGAGUUGAAGGGCAGUGAGGUGACGCUCUUUCCAGAAGUUAAAAGAACCUGCCCCACAAAAGGACCACCCACCGCCCUGAAUAUUUAGCAGUUGAAUUACUGGUCUGGAAUCUGUGUUUGAGGUGGAAUUGUAUUGCUGUGUUGUUGCAUUCAAGGUUGCAAGAUGGAGACAUUAAGAAGUAGGGUGUGUGAACCAGAGUGGCAGGGAUCCAGAAUAAGGAAUGCUCCAUGUGUUUUACGAGGGUGCAGAAUUCUAGAAACGAAAGAAAUGCUAUGAUGUUUUGGAAUGAACAUUUCUUUAAAGAGAUCCAGUAAUCUUGUUCCCACAUCAUGUGCAGAAGGAAUGGUCUUCUGUCGCAUGGCACAUUCAUCCUAGGAACUUAAUUUGCGCUAACAGUUUUUUCUCCCAGGGGCUCAAGGCUCUUCUGAAUGCCAGAAAUCAAACCCGGAACACGUGACGGUGUCAUAGAGUGUCUUUGAGCGUUUCCAGAGUGCUUUCCCCUAUAUUUCUGAGUAACCAUCCCCAGUAAAACAUCUGAGAUUGUGGAGCUCCAUCAUCUCCCUGCUAAAUGGGAGAUCAGAGCUGUUACUAUCUGUUAGGCCAGGGUUCCCAGCUUUGAGGCCCCAGAACAUCUUGUGUCACAAUUCCCAUCAUCCCCAGCCACAAUGGCAAAAAGUCAUUGUGGGUAAGGAUGAUGGGAGUUGUAGUCCAACAACUUCUGGAGACUAGGUUAAGAAGCCCUGUGUUGAGUAAUUUAUGAACAUUCAUCUCCCUGCCCCCCACCAAAAGCAGCCAUGUCUGCAUGUGAUUGGAGAGAUCUGUGUCCUGAAAUCUCUGUUCAUGGAUCCCCCCUGGCUGGGUCAUGCCACCUGAUUACAGAUCUCCAAAGAUCUGGUUUGACGCUCACUUGAAAUCAGUGGGAAGAGUUUGAAUCUGGUUUAUAACACUCUUAGAUUCUUAGAGUCAGACCAGACAUGAAUAUGUAGAGUAUCUCUCCUGUUCAUGCCAUCAUAGAAUUAUAGAGCGGGAAGGGACCUUAGAGGUCUUCUCAUCCAAUCCCCUGCACAGUGGCGGAAACUGCUAUAGCACCUCUGACGGAUGGCUGUUUGGAAACUCUGUUUGGAAACCCCCGGUAAAGGAGAGCCCACCACUACAUGUGGCAGACUGUUUCACUGCAUGUGGCAGACUGUUCCACUGGUGAAUAACUUUCACAACUAGGAAAUUCUUCCUAAUAUCUAGCUUAAAUCUGCUUCUUUGAAAUGUCAACCCAUCGCUUCUCGUCCAGUCCUUGGGACAAUCGUUCCCAACCAAGGUUCCUCCAGAUGUUGCCAUCAACCCCAGCCACAAUGAAUUGUAGCUGGGAAUGAUGGGAGUUGUAGUUCAGCAACAUCUGGAGGAAGCCUGGUUUGGAACCACUGCCUUAGGAGCAACAUAGAAUAGGUAUUUGAAGACAGCUAUAAUAUCCCCUUUAGUCUUUUCUAGGCUCAACAUACCCAUUUCGUCCAACCGUUCCUCAUAGGUUUUGGUUUCCAGACCCUCUCACCAUCUUUGUUGUCCCCCUCUUAGCCUGUUCCAGUUUAUCAAUGUCUUUCUUAAAAAUGCAGGGCCCCAGAAUUGGACAGGGUGGCUGACAUGAUGAGGGAAAUUACUCAAAGUAGUCCCAUGGAAAUUAAAGGAACAAGUUAAGCAAUGCCUAACUUGUCCUUUUCGUUUCAGUGGGACUUCUUCAUCAUGCCAGCCAGUAUUUCAAGUGAAGCCUGAGCAGUGCAGAAUAGCAUGGAAUGAUUACUUCUCAUGAUCUGGACAUUAAUGCAACCUAAGAUUGCAUUCGCUUUUUAAGCAGCGGCAUCACAUUGCUGGCUCUUAUUCAACACCUAACCCUUUUCAGGUAUACUGCUGCCCUGCCACUCCUCCCUGCCCUGUACUUGUGCAUUUGAUUUUUCUUACCCAAAUGCAGAACUUUACUUUUGUCUCUGCUGAACUUCAUCUUGUUGGUUUGGGGAACAACAUUUUAAGUCAAUUUGGCUGCGUAUGCAGUGUGGUUUGGAAGCUAGUGUGGACUCACUUGAUCUCUCCACGAGGCUGUUCUUACGAUCAGCCAAAACCGGACUAAGGAAGCCAAGCUCUGUCUCGGCUGAUCGUAAGAGCUGCCCGGAUAGUGCCCUAUCCCAGCAGUGCUUUGGCGGCAAACCCGCCAAAGAGGCCAGCUUCUUAAAUGGAGAUAAGGCAGUGAGGCUCCUUUAGGCCCGUUUUUCCGAUCAUCCGCCAGCAACUGUGGGGCUUCCGUUCGUCGCUGGGGGCGUUUAAAAAACAACAACCCAGAACGCACCUUGCACUCAUAUGGUGCAUCAUGGAAUUUCCAGGGGUCAGGUUGAUGUGUCCUGACCCCCAACCCUUUGCAUUGCCUGGGGUAGCGGAGGAUCAUCUAGGUGCACGAUCCUCGAUGGAUCCAGCUCCUUCGAUGGAUCAUCUGUGGGGAACGUAAGGUUUGUGCAUCUUCCUCCCCACCCGCCAAGCCCUUCUCAUGGACCACCAGAAAGGGCUCUGUGUGGCAGACGUAUUUGCUGCACAGUUAGAGAACUGGUGUUGCGUAGUAGUGAAGAGACUACGAACCCAAACUUCCCUGGUUCGAAUCCUGCCUCUGCUAUCAGCUCAAUUGAUGGCCUCUGGCAAGCCGCGCUCUCUCAGCUUCAGUAUGAGGAGGAGGAGGAGGAGAAUAAUAAUGAUAAUAAUAAUAAUUAUUAUUGAAAGGCUGUGGCAGAAGAAGACCAAAAUAAUCCCAGGGGUAACUGGCGCCCUAGGUUCAAUUCCAAAACAACUUGAAGAGCACCUUAACACCAUAGGGGCCACAGAAAUCACCAUCAGCCAAUUACAAAAAGCAACUUUACUGGGAACAGCCUAUAUUCUACGACGAUAUCUAUAGUGACAACAGCAACAAUAUUGACAAUAAAAUUCAGCCGCCCCAGGCCCUUGGGAAAGACUCGAUGUCUGGAUAAAACAAACCAGUCAAUAACACCUGUCUGACUGUGUUAAUAAUAAUAAUAAUAAUAAUAAUAAUAAUAAUAGGACUUCUGUUGGAAUUUUUCGUAUUUUUUUUUGGUUAAGCGACGUUUCUUCCAGUAGCUUUGCUGUCUUCAGCCCUGGUUGCUCAACUGAAGAUCCUGAGUCCUGUAGCCCACUUGCCACCAGAUGUCCAGGGACUAUAGCACCUGGCGCGGUCCUUGUUGACCAGGGUGACGACCGAUCCGGUAUAGAUUUAUUAAAGUUACAUCUCACCAUAUUGUUGAUGGGAGAGGCACUCUUUGUCUGGCUUCUCUGGUGAGACCUGUCCAGUAUGGUUGGACCUCUGGCAUAGCUUUUACCUUCCUCAGAGCACGCAAGCCCCACAAACACGCCAAGGUAGUGCCUCACUGGGGGCUUCUGUAAAGGUUACAGCAAGAUAAUUAAUAUGCAGUGCACAGAACACUCCAGAAGCACGAUAUAAAUGCUAAGGAUUAUUGCCUUACACAAGUUGGUUAUUUUGUCUUUUCUUGGAGGCCACAAAUAACUCACAUCGGUACAAGUGAUUGAGCAGGCUCCUGAGCAUUUUUGUGGCGCGGCAACCCUCAUGGAUUUAGUCCCUAACUGCGUGUGGUGCUGGGAAGCCGUGACUGUAUCUUCCAACAUUUUUGCUUUUAUUUUAAAAGCAGCCAUGGGUCUGGACCUAUAGUCCCCCCCCUACCCCACUUGGGGUUAACAACAGCUUCAGCAUGUGUGCAUGAUUUAUUUGGAAAUAAAGCACAGAAGGAAAGGGUUAAAUCUCUUCUAUCGAAAUAAGAGCCCCCCCCCCUUUGCUGCUUUUAAAGUAAAACUAAAAAUGUUGGGAAGAUCCUAUCACAAUAUGGAUGAGAGCAUUUGCCCCAUUCAGUUCCUUUAUUGAGAAAUGUAGAUUUGGAGAAUUGUGGAACCUAAUCACAAGUUCACAUGUCCUUUGAGUCUCAGAGCCUGUCUAAACCUUACAUCAGACAGAGCCAUAGAAUCCUGUACUGUACCACUUCAGACAGCAGGUGGGGGAGGAGAUUGCAUUUUUUCAUUGCUCCUCCAUGUUAAAAACAACCCAGACCUCCCUGCAUGUGAUACAAUAGUACACCAGCAAGUUUUUAUUGUAGUCCUUUCCUGAUAUCCUAGUGCUACAACAUGUAGGGAGUUCUAUAAAAGGAGCCUUGAAAAAUAUGAGCCCCCCACCUGCCAUCUGAUGUGGUACAGUCCAGAAUUCUGCCACUUCAUUCUGCAUCAUAUGCGGAUUGACUCUUAGCGUGCACAGUGGCGUACAUCUAUUGGAUGCUCAAGUCCUGUCAUGGCGAAGGUGGCUUUCAAUGUAGUAAAAGUUGUGCCGUCGAGUUGGUGUCGACUCCUGGUGACCUCAGAGCCCUGUGGUUGUCUUUGGUAGAAUACAGGAGGUGUUUACCAUUGCCUCUUCCCGCACAGUCUGAGAUUAUGCCUGUCAGCAUCUUCCUAUAUUGCUGCUGCCCAAUAUAGGUGUUUCCCAUAGUCUGGGAAAUAUACCAGGGGGAUUCGAACCAGCAACCUCUUGCUCCCUAGGCAAGUUACUUCCUCGCUGCACCAUUAGGUGGCUUCUGCCAUAUACAAUAGAUUAUAAUAUAAAAAGGAGGGAAAUUUCUAUCAUAAUUGUGAUAGGGAGCAGAUAUACAUGGUUUCAGUUCUUCAUGUUUCAUAAUACUGUAAGCCUGGCACAUUUUCAAACAGGUGAAGCCUAGGGUUCUCAGAUUAGGGUCACCACAUGUUGUUGGACUACAACUCCCAUCAUCCACAGUGCCCCAAAGGGAUUGUAGCUGAGGAUGAUGGGAAUUACAAGCUGACAACAUCUGUGGGGACUCAAUAUUGACAACCCCUGGGUUAAGCUAUUCAAACCUUUCUGGGAAGUUAUGGAGCAGGUCUUGCAUGUAUUUUACAACUGGUCAUCAAACUACAAUUGAUUUCACAAAUGCCGUGUUUGACUUCUGAUGAUCUGUUAGCUUGACAGGUUUAAAUAUUUCCCACCACUUCUUUAUUCACUCUAGGAGUUGUAUUUAGUUUCCUGUGUUUGGUGUCCAGAUAGAGCCAGAGGUCUGAUUUCCCCCCAUUGAUGGCUGCUUCUUCCCUGAUUCUCCUACAGUCUGUCUGCUAUUGGGGGAUCAUUCCAACUGCAGAUGCCACAGGAAGCCCUCCUUCUGCACCACUGUCGUGAAGGUUAACAGGAACAGUCUGGCAGGCAUCUCUCUCCAUUGAAAUGCAUGGCACGGAAGCUCCCAUUCAUUCCAACAGAGCUGGCGCUGGGGAAAUUCCUCCUGGAUCACACCCAGUGUGUCUUGCAUGGCGCCACGGAACCUGGAGAACUUGGUUCACCAGAAAGAUGACAAAAUGUGCCUGAGACAAUUGGCUGCCCUUUUAUUUAUUUAUUGUCUUCUAAAAGUGCAGGGUAUUGAGGAGAACUUCACGGUAAAGAAAGGCUCCUGUUUUCUGCUUGCUUCGUGGAAGUCAAAUCAAUGUGACCAGGUCACAGCAAAAGACCUAGAAUUGUUUAGUAGGGGUCGGAUGCGGAAUGCAUGGAAAUGACCCGGUGUCCCACGAAUGGACAUCCCAUGACUGAAGUUUUGGAGAAAGUGUGGCUCUGGGGUUGUAAUGGAGGUGUGAUAUUUGGUGAGUCAACCACGGGGAGCUGGGGAAAGGGUGGAGCUUGCUCUGGCUUCCAUCUUGGAAGUCCAUUCUGUGGCAUUCCACUCCACUUUCUUGUGAUGGCCAGCAGAAUUCUUAAGUGAAAAGGUGGUAGGAAAUCCAUUCUUUCAUGCCAUUUGUAGACAGGGUCAGAGGUGGGCACCCUCUGGGACCACCCAUAAAGUACGUUAUACUUCAGGCGUGGAUGAGAAGUUAAGAGUUGUAAUAAGUGAGGAACUGGGUGUUGGUUAAAACAGGGCAACCUUGAACAAGUGACAAAGACCUUAAACUAACACACUUUAGGAACCUAGGAAGCAGUCUUAUAUAUCAAGUUAGACCAUUGGUCUAUCUAGCGCAAUAUUGUCUGCAUUGACUGGCAGAAACUCUCCAAUGAUACAGGAGUCUUUCCCGGCCCUACCUGGAGAUGCCAUGGAUUGAAACUGGGACCUUCCGCAUGCAAAGAAGAUGCUCAGCCACUGAGUUAUGGCCCCAUCCCUUAAGGGGGAAUACCUUACAGUAGACAACACUCACAUGGGGUUACCCAUCCAAAUGCAAACCAAGGCAAAUCCUAUGUAGCAAAGGGGACAAUUCAUGUUCACUGCCACAAGACCGGCUCUCCACAGUAUUCACUUUGUGGAUGGCCUCUCAGACUGACACUGCAUGUUUCUGUCAAGAUGCAUCCAGCCAGUUCAAUAGAACCUUGUGUUCCAUGCAUUGACCUCUCUUGCUGUAUUGGGGUACGUGAAUCUAAUUUUUAUACAACGCACGGACAGUUGGGAUUUUUCCAGGGAGAUAACAGUUCAUGGUACUGAGUGUUUCUCUUCAGUACAAACUGAAGAAAAGCACAGCCUCAUUUAUCCAAGAGUGGCUUCCUAGUACCCCCUCUAAAUUAUGGCUGUAGCUUAAGGACAUAAAAGCAGCCCUGCUGGAUCAGGCCCAAGGCCUGUCUAGUUCAGCAACCUGUUUCCCACAGUGGCCCACCAGAUGCCUCUGAGAAGCCCACAGGCAAGAGGUGGAUGAAGGCAUGACUUUUCUCCUGCUGUUGCUCCCCUGCAACUGGUAUUCAGUGGCAUCUUGCCUCUGAGACUGGAGGUGGCCUAUAGGCACCAGACGAGUAGAUACUGAUAGACCUGUCCUCCAUGAAUUUGUCUAAGCCUCUUUUAAAGCUAUCCAAGUUAGUGGCCAUCACCACAUCCCAUGGCAGAGAAUUCUGCUUCCCACCUCUUUUGUCCUGGUUACAUUCCCGUGCAUUGGAAAACCAAGAACUAUGUAAUUCCUUUGAGUAUGGUUUUUACAGCAUGAAAUACUGCCAUGGUUAUAUUGUUCCUUAGAUCCACAUUAUUGUUUAGCUGUAAGCCAGUGCAGUGGAUAGAUGUGUCUGACACUAGCCUGUUAUGACGGGGGUUGUUUCUCUAAAGCAGCCGUGACUAAUUGUAUGUGACUUCUAUUUUUAAGUGACUCCCUGCUCCACGUCUCAGUUCUUUCAAUGUAAAUUCUUUUCCCACUCUUGUGCUGGCCAGGAUUUCCAUUGGAGGACGCAAAGGAGGGACCACUGCUUCUAAUUCUGCAAAACAGCAGAUCUACUCACACAUAUUGUUACUAAAUCCUGGGGCCUUGCUCCUUGGACAGCUUGCUCAAGAGUAGACCUUUUAGUGUCAACUAGUAUUUAACAAUGUAUCAGAGGAUACUGCAAACAAUAAUACUGAGUCAAGUGCAUCAACCGAACUGCAAAACGGGACGAAGGAAACGACUAUUUGUGCUGGUGAUAAAAUGUCCACCAACUCUUUUCAACUUCUUUCAUGAACAUGUCAAAGCAUUGAAAGAAAUGCCAUUGAGUUCAUCUUGUGUACAAAAUAUAAUUUGAUAAUUAAGUUAUGUUAAUUAAAGUCUUCAACAAAUCAUAACAUUCUAA
This is a messenger RNA of Hemicordylus capensis (graceful crag lizard), 10103 nucleotides long. It is a transcript of the gene FAM181B, whose product is annotated as family with sequence similarity 181 member B. NCBI's taxonomy places the organism in Eukaryota, Metazoa, Chordata, Lepidosauria, Squamata, Cordylidae. The transcript has a single exon. The coding region runs from base 267 to 1454 and encodes 395 amino acids. The record is from RefSeq and is a predicted model, not a curated record.